AUUAUUACGUAGAUCUGUUCUACAUUAUGUUAGAAGUAGCUCAUCAUUUAUGUUUUGUACUUUUAAACCAAGUGACAAUAUUUUAAAUACAACCAAGUGACAAUAUUUUAAAUACAACCAAGUGAAAUAUCUAUGAGAUUUAUUACAAAUAAGGAGAAAUAAUGAGAGACAAGAAUCAAAUGCCCGGAUAUAUGGUGGUUUGGUUUUACCUAACUGCGAUCAUUUGCACAAUUGAUGCUAGUUUUAUUGUAUUCAGACCGCGUACAUUACCAGGCGGAAAUCUUAGUACAUUCUUCAAAUUAUAUCAGUAUUAUAUUUACACAGACCAGAGGUACAAUGAUAUUGGAGAUUCCUAUGUUUUUACACAAAGUUUAAUGAAUUAUGUCGAGGUUGUCCUGAACAUCGUCACAUUGAUAUUUCAUUACAGAAAGAUGAAUGCAACAAAGCUGCUAGCGUUUACAGUAUCCGUGAUGACAUUCUGGAAAACAGUUCUCUACAUUUUAAUGUUUUAUGAACUGGCCGGUGGUAAAGACUACAGAGUUGGGAAUUCGCUGAUUGAAGAAAUAUUUAUUGUUCUUAUUCCAAAUGGAGUAUGGAUAGUUCUACCAUUUAUAUGCAUGGUGGAUUUAUGGAAAACCUUUCUACCUAAAUCCGGGAAUUCCGGGAAAAGUAAACAAAGAUAGAUAAAAGCUACAUGUAGAAACAGUAAAACAAAAUCAUCAUCAGUAAAAAUAAAGAUAAAACACUUAACAUUUUUCUUGCUUGUAACAGUUUUAAAAUAUACAAGAUGAUAUUAAAAUUAAUGAGUAUAGACUCAAUAUUGGAUUUAUUGAACUAAUUGAAUAAAUUUUAGUAUGACAAUAAAUAAUAUAAUAUUUCCCAUACAUAAAAUAAGAACAGUUUCGGUAAAAUAUUUAAAGAAAGUACCCCUCCCUCCCAUACAGUUCUUACAGAGUCAACAAAGCGGCAUGGAAAUAUGAUAAAAUGGUCUAUUUUUAUUUCUGUUAUAUUUACCAGUGUAAAAUUGAAGGGAAACAAAUCUGUUAUAUUUUGGGUAACAAUUCUUCAAGCAGUUAUUUCCCUUAUUCAAAUGUUAGUCUAUUUAUUUCUAUUAAAUAUGGUAAAUAAACCUUAGUUUGUGGUAAUUGUUAAUCCCAUAACCAUAACCCUAAACUUUAUUGUUUUCUUCGUAUUUUUUAGUGUUAAUACGCGCUUUUCUACAGAAAUUAUAAACUUCGACGGGAGCAAUAGCGACAUGAGAAUGCUUCUUAUUUCUGUAGAUCGGCUAUGGAUGCAUACUAACAUACUUAGUGACAAGCUUUAUUUGGCGUCAUUAAUAUUCACUUUAUUACGUCACUACCAGUCGGCGAGAUUAAACAAUUACAUGUUUGAUGGGAAUAAAUUUAAUUUUCCUUAUAACUGCAUGAUUUACGUCACUUUGGACCUGAAGUCACAUAUACCCUUGUGUGCGACUAAUGCGAGUUUUCAUUGCUUGAUAUUGAAGCAUUAUUUUUGGAAAACAUUUUUAGAUCGACUUCGUUUUUGAAAAAUAAAUAGAGGUAUUGUUACUGUCAUGCCGGCGUUAGCGUAACCGUUGCCGUCUUGAUCGUAUUAGUGAAACUGUUUUCAUCCUUUAGGUUAAGCAGUCAUAAUUUAGCUAUAGAAACCGACCGUUAUCAAGGUAAAAAUAGACAGGAAAUUACAACAUGUAAGUGGUGCUAAUAAUCGGCACAUAUUAUUUCUAAUGGAUGCAAUUUGUUGUUUUAUUUUCUUUUCCGCCUUUAUUUGAAAACAGAGAGUAUCGAUCCUGGUGUGAAAGACUGCCGCCAGGUUUAUUUAAUAUAUAUAACUACGUUUAUAUCAUUUACUUUAAUUAUGACUUGAAUCGUACAUGGUGCAACUGAAAACUUGCAUCAGCUUACAUAUGCUGUUUGUUUUAAAACAUUAUUCUAAAAUACAUUGAUUUGUUAUGAACUAACGGGAAUCACUUGUACGGUAAUAAUGCAGAUUGUAUCAAUCAUAAGAUUAAGAUUAUAAUUAUUAUUUGUUAUAUCUUAUAUUGCUGACGUUAUGACAUGUAUUAUGGUGAUCAUAAUUAGAUAAUUGUAUCUUGUUACUGAUAUCUUAAGCUUUCUAAUGAGUGCACACAUAUUGAUAUCUGUCACAAUACUAUUGUUGACUAGUGAGCCAUUGAAUAUGAUGUGAUAUUCACCGGCAGAUGACAUAUUGACCGAGGCGAUAGCAACCUUAUAUACAUUUACAAAUUUUGCCUCGUUGAAGCGCGGGAAAAAGACGCACGUGUUGGCGUGAAACGUGCAACGACUACUCGAACGCGGCGCAUACAAUUUAUUCUCAUCAUUGCGCUGUAGCCUUGAAGUAUAAUGCCAUAAAG
Molecule: messenger RNA, 2392 nt
Organism: Ruditapes philippinarum (Manila clam)
Lineage: Eukaryota; Metazoa; Mollusca; Bivalvia; Venerida; Veneridae
Exons: 5
Coding region: 162-683 (173 amino acids)
Source: RefSeq, a predicted model, not a curated record